AGGCGCCGGCCGAGGCUGCUCGGGCGCGGGGCGCGGGCGGCGGCCGCUCCAGCUGGCCAUGGCGCGGGGCGCACGGCGGCCACCCGAGUGGCGCGGCGCGGUCAGGUUUUUAAUCCAGUACCAACUCUAUGGGUCCAGGAUGGGUUUGUCCCAUGGCCCGCUCUGAGCAGCGUGCUGUCUGGUAGAAGAUUCCCGGGCAGGCGUGUCUCUGUUGCCUUACAGAGCAAGCAAGGAAGAUGGACCGACGGAGGAGCCAUCCGACCGUGUGCUUUCUACCUUCUGUGCCCUUGUUAAUCCUCGUGUCCACUCUGGCACCUGCUGAGAGUGUGACUAACAGCACUUUAAAUGGCACGGCCGUGGGCCUGGGCGCUGUGCCCGUGGUCAUUGCCAGGACUGACCAUAUCAUAGUCAAGGAAGGGAACAGUGCCUUGAUUAAUUGCAGCGUUUAUGGCAUCCCCGACCCGCACUUCAAGUGGUACAAUUCCGUUGGCAAGCUGCUGACAGAAGAGGAGGAUGAGAAGGAGAGAGGAGGAGGGAAGUGGCGGAUGCACGACAGCGGCCUCCUGAACAUCACCGAGGUGUCUUUCUCAGACCGAGGCAAAUACACGUGUGUCGCUUCCAACGUCUACGGCACCGUGAACAACACGGUGACCCUGCGUGUCAUCUUCACCUCCGGGGACAUGGGCGUCUACUACAUGGUGGUCUGCCUGGUGGCCUUCACCGUCGUCAUGGUCCUCAAUGUCACCCGCCUGUGCAUGAUGAGCAGCCACCUGAAGAAGACCGAGAAAGCCAUCAACGAGUUCUUCAGGACGGAGGGCGCGGAGAAGCUGCAGAAGGCGUUCGAGAUCGCCAAGCGCAUCCCCAUCAUCACCUCGGCCAAAACCCUAGAGCUUGCCAAAGUCACGCAGUUCAAGACCAUGGAGUUCGCGCGCUACAUCGAGGAGCUGGCCAGGAGCGUGCCCCUGCCGCCCCUCAUCAUGAACUGCCGGACCAUCAUGGAGGAGAUCAUGGAGGUGGUGGGGCUGGAGGAGCAGGGGCAGAACUUCGUGAGGCACACUCCCGAGGGCCAGGAGGCCGCCGACAGGGACGAGGUCUACACCAUCCCCGGCGCUCUGCAGCGCAGCGACUCGCCCACCGCCGACUCGGACGCCUCCUCGCUGCACGAGCAGCCCCAGCAGAUCGCCAUCAAGGUGUCUGUCCACCCGCAGGCCAAGAAAGAGCACGUGGACGACCAGGAGGGGGUGCAGUUUGACGUCAAAGACGAAGAGGAGACCGAGCCGUCGGCGGAACAUUCCCCCGAAACUGCGGAGCCCUCUACCGACGUGACGUCCACGGAGCUCACCUCCGAAGAGCCGACGCCUAUUGAGGCAGCAGACAGGGUACUGCCGCCAGCUCACCUGGAAGCCACAGAGCCAGCAGUGACAUGUGACAAAAACACCUGCAUUAUUUACGAAAGCCAUGUCUAAUUUAAUCAACCCCGAAGAGCUAUGCAUAUCAAGCAAACCAGGGCUGCGCCUCGUGACACAGAUGUAGUCCGCACUUGCCGCCAAGCCUUACCAGGAGACUCUCGCCCUUGGGUCGGAGGGACGCCAUUCGGGAAGGGGACACACCUGCGUGCAGUUCGUGUGGCUGGAAUUUCCCCGUGAGAAAGGACGCGAGAAACAUCAGGGUGCAGAAUCGAUGCUGUCAGACAGAAGGUGUCUUCUGUCCGUGUGACGUGAAUUUCAGAGGCUGCUCUCUGCCACGUACCUUAAUCAGCGACGUCCCUUUGGCAGAGAGCACACCAUUGUGAGAUAUUCUGGGUCAGGAGCCCUGUCCAGUGCAUACUGCAUUGCUUUUCCUUUUGAACAUUGUAGGUCCGCUACAAUAGCAAAUGCACGUACCUGGGUUUGUUGCACUUUCUUCUCAGUUUUAAUUGCUUCCCCUGUUCCUUUAUAAUGGAGUAGUUGUUAUUAUAUUAAUACUAAUUGCUCUUUCUGGUUUAGCCCUUUUUGCCAUUUUUGUCCUUAUUUUUCACUAGAACAUGUACCUCAGAGGCCUUGGUGCCGGUCACCAGUACCAGGGCUGUGUCUCCACGCCAUUUGUCACGUUCCAAAGUAGUUACUAGGCUCGUUAUUUUUCUCAUUCCCCAGGCCCAUUUCCACAGAAAGCCUUUUCUGUUUCCAGUGAAGCUGCUGUCGUGAAACUGAGAAACACUUUGCCCCAGAAUAGCACUUUAAUAGUCGAAUAAAAAUGUGUUUACCUGUU
This is a messenger RNA of Lemur catta (Ring-tailed lemur), 2247 nucleotides long. It is a transcript of the gene MFAP3L, whose product is annotated as microfibril associated protein 3 like. The record is from RefSeq and is a predicted model, not a curated record. Lineage: Eukaryota; Metazoa; Chordata; Mammalia; Primates; Lemuridae. Bases 237 to 1466 code for a protein of 409 amino acids. The transcript is spliced from 3 exons.